AUGCCAACUAGGCAAAAUACCACUGAUCAGGAGAUGGAUGAUAUGGCUGCAAGGGAAUUCAAAGGCGCUCCAACAGUUUGUCCUCAACCCAGUGACCUGAUCGAGCCAACUACGUUGUUAGGUGCUCGUGAUGCAGUGAAUCUUGAGCGUUUAGAAUUUUAUGGCGAUUCGUUUCUGCAUUUGAUAUCUACACUGAGUGUUUACGGCACCAGUCCACAGGAUGCGGAUGAAGGACACUUAAGCUGGAAUAGAAAUUCACUUGUAUCAAAUGCUCACUUGUGUGAUAUUGCUCGAGAUUUGGCAUGGUAUGAAUAUUGUACUGGUCAAACAUUCUUUCCAUCAAAACAUUUUGUACCUCCGUGCUACACUGUUUCGUCUGAGGUUAGUGGCUGUGAUGAAUGUACUAUAGAUUAUGAAGCUAUUGAGAGUCUUGUGAAUUGGUCACUUUGUCGUACGAAUUCAUUGUCUUCGGAGAUUAAAAACAACACUAGUGGAUCAGUGAAGUUCAGACCUGUCCGUGGUAUUUUGCCUAGUUGGCAUGUUACGCUGAGUCAAAUACCUCCAGAAGAUUGGGUUGGUUUAGUAGUCAGACCUAUUCACCUUCCAGAUAACGAUCCUGGUAUGUUUUCGAUUUCAGAAGUGUGUUCGGAAACUCCUGUAAGUUGUGUGCCGCGGUAUUUAGCUUCGAAACUUCGUAACACGAAAAAUGAAGAAGUAUCGGCAGUGAUCUAUUUACAUUUCUGCAGAACGAAGUGUCCCCUGAUGAGAGAUCUACCCAUUGAUAUUUCAAUGCCAUUGUGCAAGACGUCACGACUGACGUGUCAUCAAAAUUGCACCCAAGUUACUGUGGGUCUACAAAGAGGUAAAUCAAGUCCCAAAAAGUCAAAGUUUGUAUGUGAAGGGUGUUUAGUACACCCAUUAUCUUCAUGGCUUUGGUUUCUGUUGUCUACGAUACCUGCAGUUCCUUAUCAGAUGUCGAGGGCAUUGUUGGCAUCACAAUUGUCCACAGAAUUGGCCGCUGAGUUAAAGAAUCCCCAACCAUUCUGUCACAAGACGAAUCCAUCCAAUAUGACGGCUGAUUAUCUUUCUCCUGUAACCAUUUUCGUGCCUGACCGUCUACGUGAUGCUAACUUCUCAAACGGUGAACCGAUUGACGCAACUAUGUUUGAUUUUAAAGUUGAUGAACUAACUUCAAAAGAAGAUCAGGAGAUGGAUGAUAUGGCUGCAAGGGAAUUCAAAGGCGCUCCAACAGUUUGUCCUCAACCCAGUGACCUGAUCGAGCCAACUACGUUGUUAGGUGCUCGUGAUGCAGUGAAUCUUGAGCGUUUAGAAUUUUAUGGCGAUUCAUUUCUGCAUUUGAUAUCUACACUGAGUGUUUACGGCACCAGUCCACAGGAUGCGGAUGAAGGACACUUAAGCUGGAAUAGAAAUUCACUUGUAUCAAAUGCUCACUUGUGUGAUAUUGCUCGAGAUUUGGCAUGGUAUGAAUAUUGUACUGGUCAAACAUUCUUUCCAUCAAAACAUUUUGUACCUCCGUGCUACACUGUUUCGUCUGAGGUUUCUAAAUACGAUGCUCGUUUAUGUACCCGCCUAUAUGACAAGUCUUUAUCGGAUAUGGUUGAAGCCUUGUUAGGAUGUUUUCUAGUACACAUUGGACUACCAUCGGCUGUAAAUCUCUUACAUUAUCUUCAAAUAUGUCCGGUGAAUUGGAAUACAAUAAAAUGUGACAAAGAAUAUAAGAUUGAUGCUCCAUGGCAUUACCUUCUUCACUCAGAAAAUGAUAUUGCUAGCAGUUCAAAUUCCAGACGUCACCUUCUCCGUGCAUCAUCACAGAAUUCACUGGCCACUUACAAAUAUCGAGAUCUCAAUGAGAAAUAUUUUCGUUUACAAUUGAAAUUGGAUUAUCGCUUUAGAAAUAUUGAAUUACUUGCUACAGCUAUGACACACCAGUCAUCAACUAACACAGAGCACUGGGGAAAUUAUCAGAGAAAUUCAAACAAUACAGCAUCGGAUUCAAAUAAUGAAAAUACGUAUGGGUUGAUUGCAUCGACUUCUGGUAAACGUAUCUGUGUCACUAGGAAUACACGAAAUGAAGGUCGUCUUCAAUUAGCUGAAACUUUGGCUAUAUCAGAUGAGAAUAAAGAGAAUGUCGCGAUUUCCGAUGAUCAAGUAUGCAUGUCGUUAUCGUAG
This is a messenger RNA of Trichobilharzia szidati, 2190 nucleotides long. The record is from the annotation of a GenBank genome assembly. NCBI's taxonomy places the organism in Eukaryota, Metazoa, Platyhelminthes, Trematoda, Strigeidida, Schistosomatidae.